Molecule: messenger RNA, 2043 nt
Organism: Helianthus annuus (common sunflower)
Lineage: Eukaryota; Viridiplantae; Streptophyta; Magnoliopsida; Asterales; Asteraceae
Product: amino acid permease 6
Exons: 4
Coding region: 260-1663 (467 amino acids)
Cellular component (GO): plasma membrane
Source: RefSeq, a predicted model, not a curated record
CGCUAAUAUAAUAAUAACAAUAAAAAAGUGCGUUGCAGAAAAAAAUUGUUGUAGUAGGGCAGCAGGGCAGGGAAGACGACUAAGUUGAAAGAGGAAGCAAUUCCUACCAUUGAAAAUGGGGAGUUGACAUUUGACUACUGUUCCACCGACUUUUCUUCUUUAAUUUUAUUAUUUGUUAUCCUAAAAUCAUACCUCCCACUUUUUUUGCCCAUAAAAUCCCCUACUACUCCCUUCCCCAACAACACACACCAGACCAGACAUGGAUGCACACCUACAGGUUGGCAAAAAUAUCGAUGACGAUGGUCGCGAAAAACGAACCGGGACUUUGGUAACGGCAAGCGCACACAUCAUUACGGCCGUGAUAGGAUCUGGAGUGCUGUCUCUGGCAUGGGCUAUUGCACAACUAGGGUGGGUUGCUGGACCGGCGGCUCUCAUGGCCUUCUCCUUCAUUACAUACUUCACCUCCACCCUCCUUGCCGAUGCCUAUCGAUCACCUGACCCUGUGUCCGGCAAGCGUAACUACACUUACAUGGAUGUUGUUCGAGCUAAUCUAGGAGGGAACAAGGUGCAAUUAUGUGGAAUAGCUCAGUAUGUAAAUCUUGUGGGCAUCACAAUCGGAUAUACAAUCACUGCUUCUAUCAGUAUGGUGGCCGUUAAGAAAUCCAACUGCUUCCAUUCGGAAGGGCACGCAGCAAGUUGUAAAUCGUCAAGCUAUCCGUACAUGAUAAUAUUUGCGGGAAUUCAGAUAAUAUUAAGUCAGAUUCCGAAUUUUGACAAGCUCUCAUGGCUCUCCAUGCUGGCUGCUGUCAUGUCUUUCGCGUACUCUUCCAUUGGCCUGGGCUUAUCCAUAGCUAAAGUUGUAGCAGGUGGUGGUGGUGUUGUAAGAACGAGUCUAACAGGAGUGCAAGUAGGAGUGGACGUCUCUGGACAAGAGAAAGUAUGGAGGACCUUUCAAGCUAUCGGUGACAUUGCUUUCGCUUAUGCUUAUUCCACUGUGCUCGUUGAGAUUCAGGACACCUUAAAAUCAUAUCCGCCAGAAAACAAGGUGAUGAAGAAGGCAUCGCUGGCAGGAGUCUCAACAACCACCGUCUUUUAUGUGCUUUGCGGGUGCCUUGGCUAUGCUGCAUUUGGAAAUGAUGCACCAGGAAACUUCCUCACUGGAUUUGGUUUCUAUGAACCCUUUUGGCUUAUUGACUUUGCCAACGUCUGCAUUGCUAUCCACCUUAUUGGUGCAUACCAAGUCUUCUGCCAACCUUUGUUCAGCUUCUUUGAGAUGAAAUGUAAACGAAGAUGGCCCAAUAGCAAGUUCAUAACCACAGAACACAUUCUUAAUGUUCCUUUUUAUGGAGAAUACUACAUUAACAUGUUUAGGUUGGUAUGGAGAACAACUUAUGUGAUAUUGACCGCAGUCAUAGCCAUGAUAUUUCCAUUCUUCAAUAGCUUCUUAGGGUUGAUAGGGGCAGGUUCUUUCUAUCCGUUGACUGUGUACUUCCCAAUAGAGAUAUACAUUGCUCGGGCCAAGAUUCAAAGGUUUUCCGUCACAUGGGUGUGGUUGAAAAUUCUGAGUUGGGUUUGCUUGGUCAUUUCAUUGGUUGCAGCAAUUGGAUCUGUUCAGGGAUUGCUAACAGAUGUCAAGAAAUAUAAACCCUUUGAGAUGGACUAGUUUCAUCAGAGCCUUUUUUUCCCAAGUCAAUGCAUUACAACUUGUUGAAGAUGAUCGAUUUCAAAGAAUAACAAAAUCAAAGUAGUAGUAUAGUUUCCACGUAUCAUGGUAACUAUUCUGACCAUGCUUCACCAGACCAGACCAGUGAAGAUCAGUCAAAGGAAACGAACACACAUUUAUUUUAUACAUGUUUGUAUGAAAUUAUUUAGUUUUCUACUUCUACACUUUUGCAUUAAUAUCUGCAUGUAGCCUUUCAUUCCAUGAGACCCAUGAUCCCAUGUUUAGAUUACAGUUUUGCAUUUCAUUUUGUGUUUAAGGUUCGUUCAAAGUAAGAAAGGAACCACAAAAAUUGUAGCAAAAAAAUUGUUUCUUCUUCUUUA